Onychomys torridus (southern grasshopper mouse) is the source of this 2089-nucleotide messenger RNA. Its product is annotated as zinc finger protein 431-like. The transcript has 4 exons. The coding region runs from base 154 to 1386 and encodes 410 amino acids. Gene Ontology annotation, molecular function: RNA polymerase II cis-regulatory region sequence-specific DNA binding; DNA-binding transcription factor activity, RNA polymerase II-specific. The record is from RefSeq and is a predicted model, not a curated record. Lineage: Eukaryota; Metazoa; Chordata; Mammalia; Rodentia; Cricetidae. Gene Ontology annotation, biological process: regulation of transcription by RNA polymerase II.
ACUGCCAGUCAGAAGCGCUGCAGGGCCCUUCCCGGAACCAGGUUACAGGCUUGGCUUUACAGCGAAGCUGGCGCCAUUGCAUUUAUUUGCUGUGCUAUUAGUGCUACUUCAGGGAUCUGUGAGGGGGCCAUUGGCGAGCAGGGAAGCCACAACAUGAAUGCAGUGACCUAUGAUGAUGUGCAUGUCAAUUUCACCUGGGAAGAGUGGACUUUGCUGGAUCCUUCCCAGAAGAAUCUCUACAAAGAUGUGAUGUUGGAGACCUACAGGAACCUUAGUACUAUAGGAUACAGCUGGGAAGACCAUAAUUUUGAAGAAUAUUAUAAAAGUUCUAGAAGACAUGAAAGUUAUCCUUACAGGUAUGAAAGAAGUCAUACUGGAGAGCAACCUUCUGAAUAUACUCAAUGUGUUAAAGCCUUUGCAUAUGACAAACAUCUUCAAAGGCAUGAAAGAAUACAUACUGGAGAGAAUCCCCGUGAAUGUAAUGCAUGUGAUAAAGUCUUUGUACAUCACAGUAGUCUCCAAAUCCAUAUAAGUACGUGUACUGGACAGAAACUCUAUGAAUGUGAUGAGUGUGGCAAAACCUUUGCUCAUUACUGUACUCUUCAAAUACAUAAAAGAAUACAUACUGGAGAGAAACCUUAUGAAUGUAAUCAGUGUGGUAAAGGCUUUACUUCUCACAGCAGUCUCAGAAUACAUAAAAGAACACAUACUGGAGAGAAACCUUAUGAAUGUAAUCAGUGUGGCAAAGGCUUUUCACAACUCAGUCAUCUUCAGAUGCAUAAAAGAACUCAUACUGGAGAGAAACCCUAUGAAUGUAAUCAGUGUGGUAAAAUCUUUGCACGUCCCAGUACUCUUCAAGUGCACAAAAGAACACACACUGGAGAGAGACCCUAUGAAUGUAAUCAGUGUGGUAAAUCCUUUGCUUCUCACAGCAGUCUUGGAACACAUAAAAGAACACAUACUGGAGAGAAACCCUAUGAAUGUAAUCAUUGUGGUAGAGCCUUUUCUCAUCACUGUACUCUUCAAAGGCAUAAAAAAACACAUACUGGAGAGAUACCCUAUGAAUGCAAUCAGUGUGGUAAAGCCUUUGCACGUCAGAGUGGUCUUCAAAUGCACAAAAGAACGCAUACUGGAGAGAAACCCUACGCAUGUAAUCAGUGUGGUAAAGCCUUUGCACGUCAUAGUAAUCUCCAAAUGCACAGAAGGACACAUACUGGAGAGAAACCCUAUGCAUGUAAUCAGUGUGGUAGAGCCUUUGCAGAACAAAGAAGUCUCCAAAUACAUAAAAGAUCACAUACUGGAGAGAAACCUUGUGAAUGUAAUCAGUGUGGUAAAACCUUUGUAUGUCAAAGUAAUCUCCGAAUACAUAAAAGAAGACAUACUUGAGCGAAAUCCUAUGAAUGUAUUCAAUAUGGGACUGUCUUUGCACAUCAAUGUCAUCUUCAAAGGCAUAAAAGUACACAUACUUGAGAGAAAUCCUAUGAAUGUAAUCAUUGUGGUAGAGCCUUUUCUCAUCACUGUACUCUUCAUUGGCAUAAAACAACACAUACUGGAGAGAAAACCUAUUAAUGUAAUCAGUGUUGGAAAGCCUUUACACACUACAGUGAUCUUCCAAUGCAUAAAAGAACACAUACUGGAUGUUAAAACAGCAUGUGGAAGUCACAGCUAUUGGGAACCUCUGGGAAAGAUACACCUUGCACACAUGGCAUCCAUGUGGAAAAUUAUAUUGGGGGAAGGGAGUAGGGAAGAGAGGGAAGAAGAGAAGAAAAAAGGUAAUAAAAGAAGAGAGGACAUGCACACUACCUUAUAACUAGAGAGAGAGGAAGGAAGAUAGAAGUAGAGGGAGGGUUUUUGUUUUUCUUAAAAGGGGCUUUACAUAAGAUGACAUGGUCAGGAUGCUGGGCAGGUUCUUUUUGAUAUUGGGAAAUUUAUUCACAGGUAUCAGUGUGUAUCAUAGCUAAAAACAAAGCUUUAAAAACUUCAUGUAGAUAAAAAAUAAAGAAUUGGAUGGUUAGUUAAAAUAAUUGUACUGGACUCUGAGAAGUCUAAAAGAUAAAUGUUUAACUGUUGAAAAGCAUGUGUUGUUUGU